CCUUUUUGAAGUUGUGCUGACUCAUCACGAGAGCGACGCUCGCCCCCGCGCGCGAGUGAAGUUGCUUUUGUGGACGACAAGCGGAAGAGAUACCGCAAAGAUAUCGUCUGUGGUUGAAGAUAUAAAAGAGGACGGCAAGCGGAUAGAAAGAUCUCACAAACGCCUCCGAUUGCGGCUGCCAUGUUCCUGGUUUUGGGAGUUGUGUUGCGGCUGGGCCUGGCCGCCGGCUUGCACGGGCGAGCGGACUGCAGGACUCCGGACCGGACGACCGUCAGGCUGCUGUUGGACCCGCUGCUGCGUCACAUGACCAGCGCCCACCAGGACCACCUGGCCAACGUGUCGCUCUCGCCCUGGACCUACAGAGAGUCCAACGUGGCCUGGCGUCUCCCAAGGGUGCUGUCCAACGCCCGCUGCCUGACAAGCGGCUGUCUCGGCCAGCCGGGCGGCGGUGAAGACGCGGCCUUGCAGGUCCGACCUAUCGAGUAUCAGGUCCUGGUUUUGCACAGGGUCACACGACAGAAGAAGAAGAAGAAGAACCUGAGCAAGAAGAAGAAGAAGAACACAAAAUAUGAAUUCAGACUGGGAACAGAAACAAUUACAGUCGGCUGCACUUGUGUGAGAAACACUUAACACACACACACAUACUUAACACACACUUAAUAUAACACACACCCACACACUUAGUAACACACACAUAAUAAAACAAACACUUAUAGACACACACUUGUUGCUUAUAACACACACACUUAUUGACACACACUUAGUGUUUAUGGACACACACUUAGUGUUUAUGGACACACACUUGUUACUUAAUAACGCAUACUUAAUAACACACAUAUUCCUUAUUAAUGUACACUUAUUGCUUGCUGUCACACCCUUAUUAACAUCACUUUGUGCUUAUUAACGUACCCUUUUUGCUUUUUAACAUACAAUUUGUGAACAUACACUUCUUGCUUAUUAACAUAGUUAUUGUUUAUUAACAUAGACAUAUUUGUUAUUAAUGUACAGUUAUUGCAUUUUCACUUGUGUGUGAGAUCAUGUCUGCUAGAAAAAUAAAAAAGAAAUAACUCAGCUUUUUAAAAUAGAAUCAAAAUUAGCGUUUUGAAGCAACAUAAAAGGAGCUGAAAGAAGAAAAAAAAAAAGGUUUUUGUUUGUUUUUGUUCUAAAACGACAAACGCAAAUUUCAAUGGGAAAUCAUGGAGAUCUAAUUAAUUGGUUCCAGAAAUGUGGACACAUGUAAAAAAUGUGGACACAUGUAAAAAAAAAAUGGACACAUGUAAUAAAUGGACAUAUUUAAAAAUAUGGACACACAAAGAAAAAUGUACACACUUAUAAAAGAAAUGAACACAUAUGGACAUACCUGAUAAUAUGGACACAUUGAAAAAUAUGGACAUUUCAAAAAACCGGACAAACCUAAAAAAUAUGGACAUGUAAAAAUAUGGACUCACGUAAAAAAAUAUGGACACACCUAAAAAAAAUGGACAAAGAUAAAAAAAAUAUGCACACACCUAAAAAGUAUGGACACAAGUAAAAAUAUGUACACACCUAAAAAAAAUAUGGAAACACGUAAAAUAUAUGGACACACCUAAAAAUAUGGAAACACCUGAAAAUAUUGACACGUAAAAAUAUGGAAACACCUGAAAAUAUUGACACGUAAAAAUAUGAAAACACCUGAAAAUAUGGACACCUAAAAAAAUGAACAAAGAUAAAAAAAAUAUGGACACGUAAAAAAAAUGGACACGUAAUAAAUGGACAUAUUUAAAAAUAUGGACACACAUAAAAAAAUGUACACAUAUGGACAUACCUGAUAAUAUGGACACAUUGAAAAAUAUGGACAUUUUAAAAAACCGGACAAACCUAAAAAAAUAUGGACACCUAAAAAAAAUGGACACACUUAAAAAAAAUGGACGCACCUAAAAAAAUGGACAAAGAUAAAAAAAAAUAUGCACACACCUAAAAAGUAUGGACACAAGUAAAAAUAUGCACACACCUAAAAAGUAUGGACACAAGUAAAAAUAUUUACAAACCCAAAAAAUAUGGACACGUAAAAAUAUGGACACACCUAAAGUAAAAUGGACACACCUAAAAAAAAAAAAUGGACAAACCUAAAAUAUAUAGACACACCUAAAAAUAUGGAAACACCUGAAAAUAUGGUUACAUGUAAAGAUAUGGACAAAUAAAAAAUAUGGAUAUGUAAAAAAUAUGAACACACAUGGAAAAUAAUGUACAAAUCUACACAAUAUGGACACACCUAAAAAAAAUAUGGACACGUAAAAAAAAAUGGACAAACCUAAAAAAUAUGGACACACGUAAAAAUAUGGAAACACCUGAAAAUAUGGACACAUGUAUAAAUAUGGACACACCUAAAAAAAUGGACACGUGUAAAAAAAUCAACAAACCUAAAAAAUAUGGAUGCACCUAAAAAAAAUGGACACAUGUAAAAAAAUGGACGCACCUAAAAAAAUGGACAAAGAUAAAAAAAAUAUGCACACACCUAAAAAGUAUGGACACAAGUAAAAAUAUUUACACACCUAAAAAAAAUAUGGAAACACCUAAAAAAUGGACACGUAAAAUAUAUGGACACACCUAAAAAUAUGGAAACACUUGAAAAUAUUGACACGUAAAAAUAUGGAAACACCUGAAAAUAUGGACACACUUAAAGAAAUAUAGACACACAUAAAAAAAUAUGGACACACCUAAAAAAAAAUAUGGAAACACCUGAAAAAUGGACACGUAAAAUAUAUGGACACACCUAAAAAGUAUGGACACAAGUAAAAAUGGACACGUAAAAAAAUAUGGAAGCACCUAAAAAUAUGGACACACCUAAAAAUAUGGAAACACCUGAAAAUAUGGACACAUGUAUGAAUAUGGAAACACCUAAAAAAAUGGACACGUGUAAAAAAAUCAACAAACCUAAAAAAUAUGGAUGCACCUAAAACAAAAAAUGGACACACGUUAAAAAAAAUGGACAAACCUAAAAAAUAUGGACACACGUAAAAAUAUGGAAACACCUGAAAAUAUGGACACCUAAAAAAAUGGGCACGUGUAAAAAAAAAUCGACAAACCUAAAAAAUAUGGACAAAUCUAAAAAAUAUGGACACACGUAAAAUAAAUUGGACAAACAUAAAAAAUAUGGACAUGUAAAAAUAUGGACACACCUAAAAAAAAAUGAACAAAUCUAAAAAAUAUAGACACACGUAAAAAUAUGGACGCACCUAAAAAAAAUAUGGACACACCUAAAGUAAAAUGGACACACCUAAAAAAAAAAAAAAUGGACAAACCUAAAAAAUAUGGACACACCUAAAAAAUAUGGAAACACCUGAAAAUAUGGUUACAUGUAAAGAUAUGGACAAAUAAAAAAUAUGGAUUUGUAUGAAAUAUGGACACACAUGGAAAAAUAAAAAUGUAAAAACCUAAAAAAUAUGGACACACCUAAAAGAAAAAAUGGACACGUAAAAAAAAAUGGACAAACCUAAAAAAUAUGGACACGUAAAAAUAUGGACAAACCUAAAACAUAUGGAAACACCUGAAAAUAUGGCUACAUGUAAAGAUAUGGACACAUAAGAAAUAUGGAUAUGUAUAAAAUAUGGACACACGUGGAAAAAUAAUGUACAAACCUAAAAAAUAUGGACACACCUAAAAAAAUAUGGACUCCUAAAAAAAAAAAUGGACACGUAAAAAAAAAUGGACAAACCUAAAAAAUAUGGACACGUAAAAAUAUGGAAACACCUGAAACUAUGGACACAUGUAUAAAUAUGGACACCUAAAAAAAUUGGGCACGUGUAAAAAAAAUCGACAAACCUAAAAAAUAUGGACACACAUAAAAUAAAUUGGACAAACAUAAAAAAUUUGGACACACGUAAAAAUAUGGACACACCUAAAAAAAUGAACAAAUCUAAAAAAUAUGGACACACGUAGAAAAAAAUGGACAAACCUAAAAAAUAUAGACGCACGUAAAAAUAUGGACGCACCUAAAAAAAAUAUGGACACACCUAAAGUAAAAUGGACACACCUUAAAAAAAAAAA
This is a messenger RNA of Nerophis ophidion (straightnose pipefish), 4026 nucleotides long. Its product is annotated as interleukin-17F-like. The transcript is spliced from 4 exons. The record is from RefSeq and is a predicted model, not a curated record. Bases 181 to 630 code for a protein of 149 amino acids. Gene Ontology annotation, cellular component: extracellular region. Gene Ontology annotation, molecular function: cytokine activity. Gene Ontology annotation, biological process: inflammatory response. NCBI's taxonomy places the organism in Eukaryota, Metazoa, Chordata, Actinopteri, Syngnathiformes, Syngnathidae.